Molecule: messenger RNA, 1131 nt
Organism: Raphanus sativus (radish)
Lineage: Eukaryota; Viridiplantae; Streptophyta; Magnoliopsida; Brassicales; Brassicaceae
Product: ras-related protein RABA2c
Exons: 3
Coding region: 218-871 (217 amino acids)
Cellular component (GO): endosome
Molecular function (GO): GTPase activity; GTP binding
Source: RefSeq, a predicted model, not a curated record
UCUCUCUCGAAGAAAGGCAAAACACAGUUUGGGUCAAAACUUUCCAUUUUAUUACACAGAAACAAAAUUUCGUAGAUCGUUAAAAGAAGGAAACCAAAUCCCCUCUCUCCCCCAAUUCAAUUCAAGCAUCGUCCUUCCUCAGAUCUGAUCCCCCCCCCUCGAUUCAUCCGCCAUUCUUCGAAAGGGGUGUUGAUUGGUGCUAAAUCGGGAAAGAAAAAUGGCGAGUAGGAUGGAUCAGGAAUACGAUUAUUUGUUUAAGAUCGUGUUGAUCGGAGACUCGGGUGUGGGGAAAUCGAACAUCUUGUCCAGAUUCACGAGGAAUGAGUUUUGCUUGGAAUCCAAAUCCACCAUCGGUGUCGAAUUCGCCACCAGAACUACUCAGGUGGAAGGAAAGACGAUCAAAGCUCAGAUCUGGGACACUGCAGGCCAGGAGAGGUACAGAGCCAUCACCAGCGCUUACUACAGAGGCGCAGUGGGUGCACUCCUUGUCUACGACAUCACCAAGAGGCAGACAUUUGACAACGCCCUGAGGUGGCUGCGCGAACUCAGAGACCAUGCUGAUUCCAACAUCGUCAUCAUGAUGGCUGGGAACAAAUCCGAUCUCAACCACUUGAGAUCCGUUGCUGAGGAGGAUGGUCAGAACCUGGCCGAGAAGGAAGGUCUCUCUUUCCUGGAGACGUCUGCUCUCGAAGCUACGAACGUGGAGAAAGCGUUUCAGACCAUCUUAGGAGAGAUCUACCACAUCAUAAGCAAGAAGGCACUGGCUGCACAAGAAGCAGCUGCAGCUAACUCCGCGAUUCCGGGGCAGGGAACUACGAUUAACGUCGAUGACACGUCUGGAGGCGUGAAACGAGGUUGCUGCUCUACCUAAAACGAAAAGGUAAUAAUAUAUGUUUUCUGGCUUAUCAUCCCAAGAUUCAAAACUUUUGUUUUCUGGCUUAUUCCUUAUCCCAAGAUUCGAACUUUUGUUUUCAUUGGCUCCUCCUCUUUCAUUUCAACUUUUGGCUCAUGCAAGACCAUGUAGAAUACUUGUCAACUUACUCUGUUUUUAUUUUUUUUAAUGCUCUUCGGCUGUGUUCAUUUUAAAAGCUUGUGAGAUUCUGUAUUCAGUAAAGCUUUGUUGGUAGUAUA